This is a messenger RNA of Enterobius vermicularis (human pinworm), 747 nucleotides long. NCBI's taxonomy places the organism in Eukaryota, Metazoa, Nematoda, Chromadorea, Rhabditida, Oxyuridae. The record is from the annotation of a GenBank genome assembly.
AUGGGCAUGUUCUUCGAGAAUAAACUAAUCGCAAAAAACUCACCUCUACAGAUUGCUGUCUCUCAGCGUAUUAUACAGCCGAGGGUAGAACCAAGCCAAAUAUAUUUGAUUAAUAGGGCGUUGCAGCAACUAACACAGUUGACUCACAAAAACGAUUACUGUUCAACGUCUAAUAUAAACGCUCCUGUUGAUCAUGCUAACAUAUUUCAUGUUCGGAAUUUCAACUCGUUCAACCACCAGGCGGGACAUUUAACAUGUCCAAAUGCAAAAUUAUAUAAAACGGAAUUGUGUCAGUAUUGGUGUAACGGCUCACCUUGCAAAUUUGGGAAUGCUUGUUGGUUUGCUCAUGGACCACAAGAUCUUCAGGCUUUUUCGGCCAAAGUAGCAGAAAAGGGAAAGUCAAAGUCUUCUGGUCACAGGAAUAAACGUAAGAACAAAUGCUUCAGUCGCUCUUCAGUUCUCUUCAAUAACAAAAAACCCUCUAACGUCUGGGAUAGUGGUAUUUUGAGUGACAUAUGUUCGCCCAUCGGAUCUUCGAUUCCUAGUCUAGAUAAAGAGCCUAUGUUUUCCUCUCUACCAUGUCCCUCCAACGGUACUGACUGCCACAGCGUUACAGAUCAUGGGGUGAAUUUAAAGGAUUUACAGUUUGGGAUGGCAUCUUCCAAAAAAGAUUUCUGUGAGAUGUACGUUUGGUGUGGUUUCUGUGUUAUGGGGAACGCGUGUCCUUACGUUCAUUCUCAAGGAUGA